Molecule: messenger RNA, 627 nt
Organism: Nymphaea colorata (pocket water lily)
Lineage: Eukaryota; Viridiplantae; Streptophyta; Magnoliopsida; Nymphaeales; Nymphaeaceae
Product: heavy metal-associated isoprenylated plant protein 2-like
Exons: 3
Coding region: 134-472 (112 amino acids)
Molecular function (GO): metal ion binding
Source: RefSeq, a predicted model, not a curated record
CAUAUUUAGCGGGACCCUGCCCCGGACCAUACUAUGAAAUUUCCUUCGUUUCUUGACCUUCCUGCUCUCUAUAAAUUUGGCCACCAGCAAUGACAAAACAUCCAGGUUAAGGCAAGGUUCUAGGGAAAAAAAGAUGAAAACUGUGGUGUAUGUGGAAAUCAAUUGUAAGAAGUGCAAGGCAGAUGUGCUGAAGGCAGUAGCCAAACUUUCAGAUGUGGACAAAAUAGAGGUGGACGAAGAGAAGAAUACGGUCACAGUUACUGGUAAAGUAGACCCCAUGGAUGUGAUGACGAAUUUGAGGAAGGUAAAAAAGAUGGCACAGAUGCUGACUGUAGGAUCAGAAAAGGAAGAGGCAAAGAAAGAUGAGAAGAAAGAAGGGGGAGGGCCCCUUCCAGAUUGCUGCCGAGCGUGCGAUUACAUAUACGUGGACUUCCUACCCUACAGUAGGCCCAUAGAAUGCGCAAUACUUUGAGCCCCGCUUGUCGCGCACGCACCAUCCCGUGAAGCUCUCGGACUGCCGUCUGCAUAUUGCCUGCCUGUGCCAUGUGCAUUUACGUGUCUAUGUAUGUGCAUGUGUGUGUAAUUGGUUCCACCAUCUUUCUAUUACUGUUAUUUCUUCUUUGGUUA